AUGGAAUCCAGUCUUGGAUUCUGGAUUCCACGCCGUGGAUUCCGGAUCACAGAUACUGGAUUCCAAUCCGUCUUGGUCAGUGGAACUUGGAUUUUGGGUUCCAAAAGUUAGCAGUAUUCCGUAUUCCAAAGCCCUGGAUUCCGAAUUCCACAAGCAAAAUUUCCUGAAUUGCGCAUUCCACAACCAAAAAUUUCCCGGAUUCCCGCCAAAUUCGAAUUCCCUUACUUGGGGCGAGACACAUGAACGAAUCAAUUGCGGCUGCCAUAUCGGAAAAUGUGACAUUCUUUGCAGAAAUUAACUUCUUAACCUGGCGUGCAGUGUGGGGCUUGAGCAUGGAGCGUGGAGUUUGAUCCGCCCGUUAAAGCAUCAUUACCAAGACCCUGUCAAGACCUAACUUGCGACUUUCAUGAUUUCGUUGUGCAAGUGCUAAUAAUCUUCAUAUGAUCUCUACCACAGGCGAAGUAACGCUUGAUCUCUUUAUAAGAUGAACACCGUCCACUUUGCUUUUUCAUUUGUUGUUUUUGUCGUCGAGGGAUAUUUCAGAACUACAGCAGAUGAAGCUUGCUCUCAUUCACGGUACUUUGUAAAGAAGGUCAAGGGUAAGUAAUUUAUGUCGAUUUUUACCAAUGGGCUCAAACAUUAGACAUGAAUUUUUAAAACGUUUUUGGUUAGGACUGUAAACUUGAAAUUACAAAAAAGAAGAAGAAGAAGAACUGGAGGCCUCCAGAUUGCAAGUCCAUGUUCAGACCACUCGGCUUACAUGCUGCCUUUCCUGCCUCUCGGGUUUGCUCAAAACUUUACACCUGUACUGAGAGUAGUGAAAAAACUGGGGAGAGGCCUGGAGAGGACACCGGGUACCCACCUUAUAUUUAGGCUAAAUAUAAAUUUCGAUGGGCCCCACCCCUCCUCCCUCGUGUCGUAGGGAUUCACUUUAUAAACAAGCCCUACCCUACCUUACUUAAAGAUCUGAAUCCGCCAUUGAAGAGUUUACCCAGCAAAAAAGCAAGUAAGCUCAUCAGUACACAGCAGUUAAAGAUAACUUUAAUUUGGACUGGAACUAAAAAAGUGCACGUCCGUCAUUUUGUGCAGUACUUGAAUACAUUAAUGGCCAAAAAACGGAGAUAUGAUGGCUAACGGUGGUAAAAGUAAGAUUGGAUCGCGGCUUGUAGUGAAUCAAAGAGCGUGUGCCGGUGUUAUAAAAAUGAUUUUCUACAGAUUUUCUAUUUUUUACAGUCACUGGUUCUCUCUAAGGCCGGCACCGUUGGGACUAGUAUUAACUACCCUUCUAAGAAAGGUGUCCACGUGCACCUUUCCACUAGAUAUUGGAUCCAGCGUUUGAGCAACCAGGCCCUUAUUGACCGGAGCCAAAGAAGAGAGGUAACGAACGUCAGGUACAAACUCUUCUGACCUAGCUUAGGUGUCCGUUUUAGGAAGUUUUCCCUCCAACAGAGGUGUUCAGUGUUAAAACAGAGCUUACUUGUUAACUCUCACCAGGAAAUGCAGUGCUUAGAAACCACGUGAUCGCUAAAUACUUGGUCACCUCAGAAGUUGAAUGUGGCUAUCAGUGCACGCGAGAGUCCAAGUGCCUUUCAUUUAAUUAUAAGCACCACUCUGCUUCGAAUUCGUUGCUCCACGAAUGCGAGAUUAACGACUAUAAACAGCAAAAUGAUCCUAAAGGUAUCGUGGGUGUGGAUGGAUUCAACUACUAUGAACGUGAGGUACAUGAUGAACACAAGCUAAAAUUAAAAGCCUUUAGUCAUGACUGCGUGCUUUAGUUUAUCGGGGGCACCCAACGUCAAUUUUCGGAAAAUAUCUGUUAGGAAGACGAUUUGAGAUCUACAAUUUUCGGAAUAUUUGUUGUAAAAUUUCUUGCUUGCCUGCCUCUCCUAGAAUUUUCGAACAUCUAAAAAAUGGUAUAAUUGCCCAUAUAUUUUUAACGGAUUUUAACCUUAAAAAGGUCACCUAGAAUUUCCGGGGGCCUUUUUUCUGGCUGAAAUUUUCGAAAAGUUAAGUUUUGAUCCCUAGAAUUUUCGGACCACUAGACUUUCAGCUAGGAAAUCUGAACAGAUGAAAACGUGUUAGAGGAUAAAAAUAUGCCUAUAUCUACCGUUUAAGUACUAAAAUACGUUUAACAAUGCUAUGUUUAAGUGGUUUUGAACUAUAUUCUCGUUGGGUGCCCCUGGUUUAUUGUAUAGGACGAACGUCAUGAUACAGCAUAUGCUUUUCUGCCUUUCACUUGUUUUUACUUGUUUACUCUUCGAAUUCUGACUCCUUUGUUGUGUCCUGGUUGUGAAGUAAUUUCAAUCUCAAAGGGUAACCACUUUCUAAGAUUUUUAGCCCCUUUUUUAUAUCGUAUUGUAAUUUUAAUAGUUGUAAAUUGAUUCUAAAAACCCCGUUGUUACUGACUAUCAAUGAACAAAAAGGAAGAUUUAAACUAAUGACAUUACAUCUCUCCAAUUUAGUAUAAAGGAGUAAAUGUUAUGUGAUAGUUUUCGACAGACUCAGGGGUAGUAAUUGGUACUUACGGUGUUGAGGGUGAAAAGGUUACUUAAAACAAUUUUUGUGGGUGGUCUGAGUCAAACAUCUUGACAAUGUCUAAAUUAUAAUCAAUGGUUUGACUUUUUCAGCCCGACGCUCUUCCCGCGGGAGUUGUUUCGUGUCAUGAUAACGGUAGGUGUCUUCAGGGACAGGCUAUGGUUUCGUAUACUGAUUUCCAGUAAUUUGAAGUUUUCUAAUCUAGAUAAACUAUUCAUUCAGCCAGUCAAUAAGUCUUGCGCCCGGGGGAGGCACAUCUUUAGCUUAUUUAUGCUGCCCGAAAGGGUGUGGGUUUCUUGGUCUCGAGUUUGAAAAACUCGGUCGAAUCGAUGCAUAAAGGCUCCCAACCCCCCUCCACCCCUGCCCACCCGCGUGGGUUUUAAACAGUUAAUUCUUACGAAUAAGAUGCAAAGGAACUAAACCUCCUGUGAACAACCUAGUGACUUCAGCUAUUAAUAAAUCAUGUUCCUGGUAGAUUGUUCGUGUAUUUGCUCGAUUUGCUUUUGUAUUCAAGUUGACAAAUUCGUUACUUAUACAAUCAACUGAAUGCCCAUUUCUUUCAGCUGAGAGUUGCAAGUCUCUUAAAGAGGCAGGAACAAAUUUAGAUGGAUUGCAUCACAUUAAUAUACCCAGCAUUGGCUCGGUCCAAGUCUUUUGUGAUCAAUCCACGGACGGAGGAGGAUGGACGGUGAUUCAGAGGCGUGCCGCGCCUUUCUCGCUCUCCUUCGAAAGGAACUGGGUCGAGUAUGAAGACGGCUUUGGAAAACCUGACAGUGAGUUUUGGCUUGGCAACAAAGUUAUCCACGAGCUUUCCAAAAGGCAAGUCGAGGUCCAAAUUGUCCUUAUAUCUCGAAGUAAUUUGACGGGUCCUGCCAAAUAUUCCCGUUUCAAAGUUCACGGUAGAAAUGAUAAAUAUCGCCUGGAGAUAUCUGGUUACGUCGGUGAUAUCGGAGAUUGUGCUCUUAAUUCUUCAAGGCAAUAUUUGUCUACUGUGGACUUUGAUAAUGAUGCAACGCCUGACAGAGACUGUGCAGAUGAAGAGAACGCUGGCUGGUGGUACAGUGACUGUGGAUGCGGAAAUUUAAACCGCCAGUUACGACCCAAAUGGUAUUCCUGGAAAGCCGGCAACGAUGACAUUAUUUAUAGCGAAGUGAAGAUCCGUUAG
Molecule: messenger RNA, 3700 nt
Organism: Porites lobata
Lineage: Eukaryota; Metazoa; Cnidaria; Anthozoa; Scleractinia; Poritidae
Source: the annotation of a GenBank genome assembly